Messenger RNA from Rhopalosiphum maidis (corn leaf aphid), 1602 nucleotides. RefSeq names its product CCA tRNA nucleotidyltransferase 1, mitochondrial. Gene Ontology annotation, biological process: RNA processing. Lineage: Eukaryota; Metazoa; Arthropoda; Insecta; Hemiptera; Aphididae. Gene Ontology annotation, molecular function: RNA binding; nucleotidyltransferase activity. The record is from RefSeq and is a predicted model, not a curated record.
AGGUCGCAAUCUUGUAAUAAUUGUAAAACAAAUUCAAAUGAUGGAUAAACAUUUAGUAGAUUUUGACUGGAAAUUAAAGGUAAAUCACUGAAAUAUAGUUGUUUAUUUUACUAUUUUAGAAUGGAAGUUGACCUUUUUAUGUGUUGUCUAAUAAUAUGAAGUAUUUGUUUCAACUAUUUUCACUACGUCCACACAAACCAUAUCCUCGUUUUCUGAGUUUUGUAAAUCCAGUUAUUAAUUAUAAUCUUAAACCUCGACCAACUCCAGAAAUUAUGAAACUUGAAAACUCACAAUACGGUUUUAUAUUCUCUCCGCAACUUACCACAGUAUUACAAGUUUUUGACAAGUAUAAAUACGAAAUCAGACUUUGUGGAGGUGCAGUACGCGAUAUAUUGUUGGGCAAAACGCCUACUGAUCUGGAUUUUGCCACUACAGCUACCCCUGACGAAAUGAUUGAAAUGAUGGCGAAAGAAAACAUUAGAGUAGUUAAUAAAGGUGGUUUAAAACACGGAACAGUAACUUCUCAUGUUGAUGGUGUUAAUUUUGAACUUACUACGCUAAGAAUUGAUGUUGUUACUGAUGGCAGACAUGCUGAUGUUGAAUAUACCAAAGAUUGGUCACUUGAUGCAGGACGGAGAGAUUUAACAGUUAACUCCAUGUUCUUAGGAAUGGAUGGCACUGUAUAUGAUUAUUUUAAUGGAUAUGAAGAUUUAAAGAAGCGUCAAAUAAGAUUUGUCGGUAAUCCCAAAUUACGCAUCACUGAGGAUUAUUUGAGAAUUUUACGAUACUUCAGAUUUUAUGGUUGUUUGGCUACUGCGCCUAACCUUCAUGACGAAUAUAUACUUGAAGCAAUAAAAGAAAAUGGCAAUGGACUCAAAAAAAUAUCUGGUGAACGGAUUUGGUCAGAACUUCAUAAAAUUUUAGAAGGAAACUAUGGACCUGAUAUUAUGAGGACUAUUCUAAAUUUAGGGCUAAGUCCAUAUAUUGGUCUUCCUGAGCAACCGAAUAUAGACGAGUUUGAUAAAGUUAUUAAUCGAAGCAAAGGUCUAAAAUUACAACCAAUUACUAUGUUAGUACCAUUUUUAAAAGAUAAACAAGAUAUGAUUGAACUUAACAAUCGUUUAAAGUUUCGAGUGUUUGACAGGGACUUGGGAUUAUUCAUAGUAGAAAGUAGAGAUGAAAAAUGGACACCAGACACUAUUAAAAUGAAUAAAAUAAAAAUUAUACAAAAUCCAACCAAACAAGGAGUUAUGAAAGAGUAUAUUGAACAGUUAUUAAUGUACAAUAAUGAUAGAACCAUUCUUGAAGAAUUCGAAAAAUGGACACCAUUAAAGUUUCCUAUUACAGGAAAUAUGAUUAAAAAUCAUGGGGUGAAAGAUGGGAAGAAAAUCGGAAUAAUUUUGAAGAAACUUAUUGAAUACUGGGCAGAUGAUGAUUUCCAAACAGAUAUCGAAGAGUUGCUAAAUUUGAUACCUAGAGCUGAAGAUGAAUUGAGUUUCCAAAACUCGAAAUAUAGAUAAACAAAACCUGGAUAUUUUGAAUAAUUGUAUACUAAUUCCUUUUUAUAAAAAUACAAAUUUUAUAUGUGCUUUUAAAAAAUAU